This is a messenger RNA of Nymphaea colorata (pocket water lily), 1453 nucleotides long. RefSeq names its product anthranilate synthase beta subunit 2, chloroplastic-like. Lineage: Eukaryota; Viridiplantae; Streptophyta; Magnoliopsida; Nymphaeales; Nymphaeaceae. Gene Ontology annotation, biological process: L-tryptophan biosynthetic process. The coding region runs from base 354 to 1211 and encodes 285 amino acids. The record is from RefSeq and is a predicted model, not a curated record. The transcript is spliced from 9 exons. Gene Ontology annotation, cellular component: cytosol.
CUUCGUUCUCCUCCUCGUUUUCUCAUUGGACUGAAGAAUGGAGAACGUUUGAAGAGGGGAGUCGCCGGACGGACGCGCGGUGACGGUGAGAGGGGUCGACGGGAAUCGCCGGCGGGCUGAAGAUUUUUCCAGCGGAUUUUAUCCAAGUUAGGGAGCAAAGGGCUGGACUGGGCCAAGUGCUGAACUGAGGAACAAACUAACAUCGAGCCAGUGGGCUCCUCGACUCAACCUAUUGGGUCUGGCUUCCCUCGGCCCUUUCCAGAAUAAAUUGCGAAUAAGGGGAAAUAAAACGCGGGGCCUUCUUCCAUUCCUUCUUCCUUCUUCCAGUGGGGAGUCGUUCGAAGAGAUUCUGCAUGGAGCGCGCUCUCUCCCUCGCUCGGCCGCCGGCUGUCUCCGGCGAUUUCCCUUCGCUCACAACACUCCGGUCACCUCUCCAUUCUCGGGCGCUAAUUUCGCUCCCCUCCGAAGAUUUACUGCAAUUUCGUGCGGGCGGAGUGAAGGCGAUCUCGGCCAGGGGGUUUCGGCCGCUGCGUGCCGCUUCUGCUGCCGGGGUCGACGAGAUUGGUGUUGUGGCGGCUGUGGAAGGGAGGCGGAAUUCUGGUCCGAUCAUUGUGAUAGAUAACUACGACAGCUUUACUUACAACCUCUGCCAGUAUAUGGGAGAACUUGGCGCUGACUUUGAGGUCUACCGCAAUGAUGAACUUACAGUUGACGAAAUCAGAAGGAAAAAUCCAAGAGGAAUACUUAUUUCUCCAGGACCUGGUACACCUCAAGAUUCAGGGAUAUCACUGCAAAUUGUUCUCGACCUUGGACCCUCCACACCCAUAUUUGGAGUUUGUAUGGGACUUCAGUGCAUUGGAGAGGCUUUUGGAGGGAAGAUUAUUCGUUCUCCUUAUGGGGUUGUGCAUGGAAAAGGUUCACUUGUUUAUUAUGAUGAAAAAGGAGAAGAUGGCUUACUUGCUGGACUGUCAAAUCCAUUUACAGCAGGUCGAUAUCACAGCCUUGUGAUUGAGAAUGAGACUUUUCCUAGAGACAUGCUUGAGAUCACUGCACGGACCGAAGAUGGUCUUGUUAUGGCAGUCCGUCAUAAAAGAUAUAAGCACAUCCAGGGGGUCCAGUUCCAUCCAGAAAGCAUCAUAACUAGUGAAGGCAAAACAAUCGUCCGCAAUUUCCUCGAACUUAUUGAGAAGAGGGAGAAGGAAUCGGAAUAAGAAACUCCUGGUUGAGCCUGAAAUGAUUGUCAUGAUUCGCAAGAGGAUGUGGCAUCCUGGUUGUCAUGAAAGCAAAGGUGAUAGUGUGAAGAGCCAUGAAGUAUUAUGAUAUAUGACGCGCUCCUCUUUGUGGGAGUUAUUUAAGAAGAAAGAAAAAGGAAAGAAAUGAACUAUGUAAUGAAUAAAGUAAACGAUUGUACAUCUUGGAAGGAAUAUUGUAUUCAUCAUUUCCUUUCUUUGUA